AACUGACAACAAUCCUAAUCAUAAUUCAUAAAGACUCAUGUCUCAUGAAUUAAAAAAAGUAAUUUGUUGAUUACCUGGUGAUACACUAACAUUUUGAUUGUUAAAUUGUGUCUUAUAUUAUCGAAAUGAUGGCUGAGGAUACGACAGCCGAUGCAACCAGACGGUUAAACGUUAAAAAACAGACAUUAGAUGAUGCAUACGCUGCCCCCGCGAAUUUCUUAGAAAUCGACGUGGUGAACCCAGUUACAACUGUGGGAGAUGGUAAAAAACGUUAUACAGACUAUGAAGUACGCAUGAGGACAAAUCUUCCUGUGUUUAAAGUGAAAGAAUCGAGCGUGAGGCGGCGGUACAGUGAUUUUGAAUGGCUACGAAAUGAAUUGGAAAGAGACAGUAAGAUUGUUGUACCACCAUUGCCUGGAAAAGCCCUUAAAAGACAAUUACCUUUUCGGGGAGAUGAUGGAAUCUUUGAAGAAGAAUUUAUAGAAGAUCGAAGAAAAGGUUUAGAAGUAUUCAUUAACAAAAUAGCGGGCCAUCCACUAGCUCAAAACGAGCGUUGCCUACACAUGUUCCUCCAAGAUUCUACAAUUGACAAAAACUAUGUGCCUGGAAAAAUAAGAAGCACAUAACUCAACCUUAUUACAUUGUGUUGUAAAGUGAUUCUCCGUUAAAUUUGUUAUUUAUUGUAUACUUAGCCAAUUUGCUCAUAAUAUGUGUUAUUUAAAUAUCACCGAAACACUCAACUGUUUGUGCUAUCAUCAAAUAUUUUACAAAUGUCAAAACUCUAUAAAAGUUGCACUAGAAAGUAUCGAAACUUUACAUUUUAAUGGAUGUAGUUCCUGAAAAACAUUCAAAGCCACAAACAUCACACUUUAAGGAAUUCGUGUUUAAAGUUUAAUAAAUAUUAGUGUAUUCCGUACACGUGGGUUGGGCUACUAAGUCAUGAUGUCAUUUAAAAGAGUAGUAGUCAUUUAAAAAGUAGUAGACAGUAGGGCUGCCAUUUUUUGUCAGUCCGUUGAUAUGAAUCACGUGACCAGUUUUGUGUUCUAACUCAAAUUCGACAUGAUUGUGAUUUGGAACGUUUUUCUGGAAUUACGUGCAAAUGAAUUAAUUACUGCUAAAAAUGUAGCUAGGUAAUGUAAUGUUGCAACUGGUUUUGCAGUAGAUUAUAUUAAAAGUUGAUGUAGUCUAUAGUGGAUUGAUUUAGUGGAGAAGUACUUUACAAUUGACCGUCCCAAUACAAAUACAGUGAUAAUUGGACUUGGGUUUUAUAUCAAUAUUACAGUGAGAUACACUCAGUUCAUUCCACAUAUAUAUGUAAUCACUUCCAUAUCUGAGAUUGUGUUACAUCGGCAUUGAAAAUUUUACAACAGACAAAAACGGUGAAUGCUUUAAAGUAUAGUGGAAAAUUUUAUAGUAAUAAAUUUUGUCAUUUUUGUUUCUCAUAAGUAUUGAAAAUGAAAUUAAGGACUGUUUUUUAUUUUACAUUCUAAAUUAAAGAUUUUUGACAUCAUCCAUUUUGUUCACUUAAGAUCAGACCUAAAUUUUUGCUUGUAAUCAUAUUAUAGAAGCCCAUAUUGUUUGCUACGACCUAUUGGUUAAAUCAACUGAGUCGUUUGAGUUUCGGAGUUUCGAAAUUAUUCGUUUGAAUUACGUUUUGGAGCAAAUAAUGGGUGUCUGAGUAGAUUGGUCGGAUGUCAGGAAUGUAAGUUAGAACAAAGAUAUAAAAUAAGAUAGCUUUUUUUGAGUAAUAUACCUACUUGUUAGUAUUGUUUAAUCAUGUUUAGUUUUAUUUUGUCAUUUCUGAAUGCCAGCGUUUGGCUAAAUUUGGCUUGCUUACACUGUAAUAUCUCGUAAAAGCAUUCUUACGGCCGUUCCCAAUAUUCAUUCUAUCUCUUACUUGAGGCAAAAAUCGUAACUAUCAUCGACUUUUCUGUCCCAAUAAACUUAACGACGGUAACUCACCUUAUCCGUACACGCGUACGGGACGACGUAUAGCUUACCAGCGAUAGAAGUUUGUAUGGAAAUUGCAUUUCACGCGUCCCAAUAUAAGGAGUUAAGAAUGACAUAUUGGGACAGCUUCAGAUUGUUGACAGCUAAUUACUGACAGUAGAAGGUAGUAAUUUAUCUCUAUCUGUAGAUAGUAUAUUGGGAACGGCCGUUAGUAAUUUAAAAAUGAAUAUUGGAAAGAUUACAUGGGUAUUAGGUUUAUCCAUCUAAUUUAUUAUAUUUACUGAAACAAUUUUUUUUUCGGAUGCAGUUUUAGCCUACUCGUACAUACAGUAAUACUAACUGAUAAAAAAAUUGUCCUGUUAAUACUAAUAUACUGUUAUUAAUUAGUAUUUAGUUAAAACAAUAUUGUUAUGCAUGAAAACUGAAUUUAGCCAAAUAAAAGACUGUUGGGAUUUGAUAUUCGACGCGCAGCAAACAUAAUAUCGGACAUUGAACCUACUGCGAGCUAAUCCACAUGGAAAAGUUCCUUAAUAAGUGAGAAAGAAAUGUGAGUUUAUGUUGAUUAGAGAUUACAUAAAAAGAUUGAUAUUCACCUACAAAAUAAUACGAACAUAGUAAUAAAUAUUCGCUCCUGUGAGAACAUUGAAUAUAUAUCUACCAUAUAAAUAUUACCGCAAGGUGGCAGGGUCAACAACCGACAUUAUUUUGCUCCGCGACCGAUGUGUAAUUGUUUUAAGAUUUGUCAAUAUUAUUUAUAACUUCCAGAUUAUUUAGAGUUAAUUGUAUUAAUACUAUACGUUAUUGUUAAAAUUAUGAAGUAGAAGUUAUCGUCGACUUGCUAUUAUGAUCUUUUAUUUUUUUGUGUAAUCUAGUUUUAAAAUAAAUCAAUUUUUUUUUUUUUUUGAUCGUUUAUGCUACUAGUUAGCCUGUAGUUUAUUUAAAGACAUUGAUUUCUAGCGAAAUAUAAUCGAAGUAAUGUUCACAGAUAAAUUAUUUUAUUUAAACAAUCAAUAAUCGUAUAUUUAUCGAUUCUAUUACUUACGGCGCCAUAUUAUUUUAACCGUCAAAUACAUUGCAUUCAAAAGGGGCUAUUUUUGAAAUAGUAUGAUGCUGGAUGAUUCGGUCUAUGAAAUCUGUGUAUCUUUUUUUUAUUGUAUAUUUGCCAGUGUGCUAUUAUCAUGUAAAAUGUGAUUUUAAAGAAAUAUAUUAAUAUUAAAUAGGAAACAUCUCUACAAUCAAUAUUUGUACUGUAUUUUCAUUAUAAUCUAAGAUGAAUUGCUUUAUAUCUAUUAUAUUAGAGAAAUUGCACGAGCACUCAAGAUAUCGUAUUUAUUAAAAUAAUAUAUUUAUGAUCUAACACGAAUAAUAUAAAAUAAAAUCGUAAAAAAAAUACAUCUACUUAUAUCGAAUAAGUAAUUUCAUCUCAAAAAUAUUUUGUGAGAGAAGUUGUAAAAGGCUUUCGAUCGAUUAUUUUUGGACAAUUGUACUAAACAGAGCAAGAAACUAGGUAGUCUGCCAAAUAUUUGUCAUUUAGUUUAGUGUUUAGUAUUCAUUGUAGAUUACCAGUGCUAUUUUUAUAAUUUAAGAAUCUAUAAUAUGAAUUGAUUUAUUUUUUUGAAAGGCUUAAUUCAUAUUUUACGUUCAAAGAACAAGUAAAUUAAUUUAAUAUAAUUGUUUAGAAAGGCUGGCGAAGCUUAUCUGCGUAUUGUACGUAUAGACGGUAUCACCGCUGCAUAGACUGUCUACAAGCGACGUUGCCAACUCAUCUUCACAAGGGCGUGGCGCCGUUGCCGCACCGUCUGUAUUUACUUCAAUGUUGUGGAUACAUGCAAAGCCUUUAAGCGUUUAAUGAAAAAAUAUUAAAUUACUGUCGCCAGUUGACAGAACAGUCAUUCGGUCGUGGCGUGCGACGACUUGUGAACUUUGCGAUUUUUUGGAAUAUUUAUUGCUAGGAAAAUUCACAUGAGAAAUUAUUUCGAUUUUUUUUAUUACAUUCAAUGAGAAUGCAUUGAAAGUAGCAAUAAUUCCCAUGCAUAUUAUACAGUGAUAGCAGCGUAAUAACUCCAUCUAAACCAGUCCUUAGAUCGCUCGUUAUAGGGCAGUGUACUCGCUUAUUAGGCGAAACACUCUCCCGUUUGUCGCCAUUAAAGAAAUUAUCUCCACUAAACACAUUUAGGUUAUUAUUCUAUUUGCUUAAUAACUUAUUAAUAAUUAAAAAGUUAAAUUCUUUUAAAACAUAUAAAAAACAUGGUAACAUUAAAAUGUGUUCACAAAAAGGGAAUAUUUGGAGAUUUACCUACAUGUAUUAUGAAAUAUAAUCCCCAUUUAUCCACCCUUAGGGAUGGUAUUAUUCAAAAUCAGUUCACAAGUGGUGGAUAAAUGGUGUUACACGAAUACACAAGAGAAUUUAGUCGGUUGGAAAAAUCAUUCAUAGGUAAUGUCUCCAUUUAUUGUAUAAAAUUAUCAAAACAAAAUUUACUCCUCUCCUCAAAUUAUCAACGUGGCCACUUAUGUUUACAUGUUUUUUAAAACUAUUCACAGAAAGCCUCUGUUAAUAAGUAUUUUAUUUUUGUCAUAAACGUUAUGUAUUUGAAUAAUGUUACUAAAUCAUUUAUAUCUAUAUAUACAUAUAUAUAGGUAUAUUUGUGUAUUUCUGUUAUAUUGUAAUAUAAUAGAUCAUGUACAUCGUGUUAGGGUAAUGAAAUAAAUUUGCAAUGGUAUCAUAA
Messenger RNA from Leptidea sinapis, 4676 nucleotides. It is a transcript of the gene Snx3, whose product is annotated as sorting nexin-12. Gene Ontology annotation, biological process: endocytic recycling; late endosome to Golgi transport. Gene Ontology annotation, molecular function: phosphatidylinositol-3-phosphate binding. The record is from RefSeq and is a predicted model, not a curated record. The transcript has 4 exons. Bases 126 to 626 code for a protein of 166 amino acids. Gene Ontology annotation, cellular component: retromer complex; early endosome membrane. Lineage: Eukaryota; Metazoa; Arthropoda; Insecta; Lepidoptera; Pieridae.